AUGUACCGCUCCGAUGAUUACGUGGACGACAAACUGAUCGGUCGCAUCUACCGACUCCGCCAUGACCCGAGUCGCAUGUUCUCAGUCUGCCUAUCGCCCCCUCCGUCAUCAAAGCUUUACCUCACCUCGGAUCAAUACAAGUGGAAAAUGAGGGUACUGCCACCACAGAAAAACGAUCAAAUGCUGCAAGUCAUCAAAAACACCAUCAUCGAGCUGAACAAGGAAUCCAUGUUCUUUUGGCGUAUUGGCCUGGAAGUGUCACACUUGACUAUGAGUCCUCCCCUGUGGCCCCGCCAUUUGGAGGAGUACUCGACGAAACUGUACGCUUUUAAGGAAAAGAAUCAAGAGUUUCCCAUGGCAGUUGAGACAACACUAUCUAGAGGCUGUCGCCGUUUGACCGAGGAUAGCAUUUUGUUACGCGAGAAAGACGACAUGAACGGACCUAAACGCGGCAUCCUGCUAAAGACGUGGCUUCUCUCGCUGGUCAAUAGUAAAAAUCAUCUGGGUGAAGCUGGGUGGCAGCUUCAGCGGGGAUGGUGGGCUUCGAACGGUCAAAACUUCCCCAUCAUGACCCUGCCCGCCGAGAUACGCUGCGAGAUUCUUCGACAGAUCUUGGGUGGCAACAUUUACCCCAACGCCAGAACGCAUGUGGACGUACAAGGUCCGGUAGUCACUCUGGGUUCCAGGGCUCACAAUGGUCCUAUGGAGGACCGAAUGCCGUCUCGGCCAGAUCCACCCAACUACGCCAUUCUUCGAGCCAACAAGCAAAUACAAGAGGAGGCCCUUCAAGCGGCAUGGGAAGGUACAACCAAACACUUCUCACAUUGGAUAUUUCUAGAGACCGUCGUGCAGGCCCCGAAUAGCCCAUCUGGCUAUCACUGGCUUACGCACGUUCAGCUAUGUAUGGACACGAAGGAGUGCUACGAGUUUUUUGGAAUUGGCAUUUACCCUGUCCUUCGAUUAUUGCCUCAAGGAUCAAAAGGUCGCUUGCUACAAGGUAUAUCUUCCCUCAAAAGUUUCGAAAUACUCUUCAAGUCACCGUACGACAGCUAUGCAAAUCCUUGGUCCCUGCUGCACCUCGAAAAUCGCCGCACCUUGAAGCAGCAACCUUGUCAUAAGAUAAUGGUCGAAUGGGCAUUAAUCUUCGCAUUUCCAUACCUCAAGCACAUCCCGAACGUUCGGUUCACCGGCUGUAUCAAGACCUGCACAAAGACGAAGUGGGAACACAUUCUGAGUAAUGAGUACUACUUGCGGAAAGAAACCUUCAAGACCCAUGGAUACGAUCCUGCUAUGGAGGCUUAUAAUCUGCUGGAAGAACAGCGUCCUGUAGAUCGCUUUGAUCAUGACGACUCAUAUGCGUGGCCUCCACCAUCGAAACCGCAACCACCGCAACCACCUCGGACACCGCCACCAUCUCCGAAGAAGAGUGCGCCCGUUCGACCGGGCCAGCUCUGGUCAAAGGUCCACACAACUUCACCCUGGGACCAAGACGCCCGGAACGACUGA
Alternaria conjuncta is the source of this 1506-nucleotide messenger RNA. RefSeq lists its product as uncharacterized. The transcript has 3 exons. Bases 1 to 1506 code for a protein of 501 amino acids. Lineage: Eukaryota; Fungi; Ascomycota; Dothideomycetes; Pleosporales; Pleosporaceae. The record is from RefSeq and is a predicted model, not a curated record.